Procambarus clarkii (red swamp crayfish) is the source of this 2962-nucleotide messenger RNA. Its product is annotated as protein white. NCBI's taxonomy places the organism in Eukaryota, Metazoa, Arthropoda, Malacostraca, Decapoda, Cambaridae. Gene Ontology annotation, biological process: transmembrane transport. Gene Ontology annotation, molecular function: ATP hydrolysis activity; ABC-type transporter activity; ATP binding. The record is from RefSeq and is a predicted model, not a curated record. Gene Ontology annotation, cellular component: cytoplasmic vesicle membrane; plasma membrane.
GGGCGUUAGAGAGAGACAGUGGGCGGAGGGUGACAGCGGCCGCAAUCAUCACGCCCAUCUCCCCCACUGACACGUCCACACACGCCCACAUAUACCCAGUAACACGCCCGCGCACGCCCCCGGCCCCUGUCAAUAAGCUUUCCAUGCACUAUUAACGGAUAAAAAAAAUCUUCCCGAUUGUUACAGGAGACGCCGGUGUUUCCGGCAUCAAUUAUACGGACGUCUCGCGGCCGGUAGUGUUUCAGUGCAGCGAGUGUGAGUGAAAGUAUUGCUGGAACUGACUCCGCGUCCGAGGCUUCCACUUACAGUCAGCGCUCACUCCCGGGGUCACCUUCUUCAAAGUCUUCUGCUGAUUGAAGGGUAAUGAGGCCAGUUGCGCAUGGCAGGUACCCAACAGCUUCGAUUCCAGACUUGUCCGUCUGUACCAGUUCCUAAGAAUUUGUUGUCGAACUGAUCAGUUGGGAACUAAAAUAUAAGAUUGGUGGAAGGCACUGCCAUUAUCCAGCACUGAGGGAACCCGUAGUGUGUGUGUGUCAGUGCGUGGGAGGUUGCGUCGGCCUCAAGUGCCUCUUGUGGUAGACAUGGAGGAGAAGAACCAGCUGCUGGGAAUGGAGAACCCGAGGUUCGACUCCCUGGCGCUACGGCGGAACUCCUCUUCCCCCAACAACAGUGGGAGUUCCGGCAGCAAGGGCCCGCCCCGCCAAAACGACCAGAGUGCGAGUGACUCGUCGGGGGCGGUGGUGGGGGCGGCGGAGGACCAGAUCACCUACUCCUGGAACAACGUCAACGUCUACUCCAAUCCAGACGCCGCCGCUAGCUCCGGCUUCUUCAGAAGAAAGAAGAAGGAGUCCACUGAGAAACACAUUCUUAAAAAUGUGACUGGGAUCUGCCGCCCCGGGGAGCUGCUGGCCAUCAUGGGGGCGUCCGGGGCCGGCAAGACGACGCUCCUCAACGUCCUCACUCACCGCAACAACGACAAGCUGCGCGUCACCGGCGACCUCUACGUCAACGGCAGAGCUGUUGAUCCUGAUGCCCUCACCAGCCGCUCCGCCUACGUCCAGCAAGACGACCUGUUCAUUGGCAUGCUCACCGUCAGGGAGCAGCUCAAGUUCCAGGCCAUGCUCCGGAUGGACCGAUACCUGACCUUCGACCAGCGGAUGACACGAGUGGACGAGGUCAUCAGUGAGCUCGGACUGAGCAAGUGUGCGGACACUAAGAUUGGUGUACCUGGGCGGAUCAAGGGCAUCUCCGGCGGAGAGAUGAAGAGGCUGGCCUUUGCGUGUGAGGUGCUGACCAACCCGCCACUCAUGUUCUGCGACGAGCCCACCUCCGGCCUCGACUCCUUCAUGGCCCAGAACGUGGUUGCGGUGAUGAAGAACAUGGCUGAGCGAGGCAAGACCAUCAUCUCCACCAUCCACCAGCCCAGCUCCGAGGUCUACGCCAUGUUCGACCGCGUCUUGCUGAUGGCGGAGGGCCGCGUUGCCUUCCUGGGAGAGGUCGACGCCGCUUACCAGUUCUUCAACAGGAUCGGCCUUCCCUGUCCUCCCAAUUACAAUCCGGCUGACUUCUUCAUCUCGACGCUGGCAGUGCAGCCGGGCAAGGAGGAGGCCUGCAGGAGGGCCAUCACCAUGAUCUGUGACGAAUUCAGCAAGUCGGACGACGGCGUGAGCAUCAGCCGGGCCGUCAAGGAGAACUCCAAAGAGAUGGAACAGCAGCGGUACGACAGCCUGGGAGACCAGGAGGUGAGGAAGUCGCCCUACAAGGCCUCCUGGUGGACUCAGUUCCGCAAUGUUCUCUGGCGCUCGUGGCUGGAGGUGAUCCGGGAACCCAUGCUCAUCAAGGUCCGCUUCCUCCAGGUCAUGGCCAUCGCCCUGCUGAUCGGGUUGAUCUACUGGGGUCAGCAGCUGACCCAGGAGGGUAUCACCAACAUUAACGGCGCCCUCUUCCUCCUCCUCACCAACAUGACCUUCCAGAAUGUCUUUGGCGUCGUCAGUACGUUCUGCGCCCAGCUGCCCAUCUUCUUAAGGGAGCACUUCAACGGGAUGUACCGCGCUGAUGUCUACUUCCUCUCCAAGAUGUUGGCCGAGACGCCCUUCCACAUCACGUACCCCUUCGCCUUCGUCGCUAUCGUCUACAACAUGGUCGGUUUUACUGGCGACUAUGUCAACUUCUUCAUCUGUGCCGGCAUCGUUGUGCUCGUGGCUAACUGUGCCAUAUCCUUUGGUUACAUGAUCUCCUGUAUGGCCAAGAAUCUGAGCGUGGCGCUGGCCAUCUCCGCCCCGUUCAUCAUCCCCCUCAUGCUGUUUGGCGGCUUCUUCCUCAACAGUGGGUCGACGCCCUCUUACCUGACAUGGAUGAAGUACUUGUCGUGGUUCAGCUAUGGCAACGAAGCCCUGCUGGUGAACCAGUGGAAGGAGGUGGAGAACAUCGCCUGCAACAAGAACCAGACCUGUUUCCCCAACGGCUUGGCGGUCCUCUCCUUCCUCCACUACGAGAACGGCAGCAUCAUCUACGACGUCUUCUGCCUUCUCAUCCUCAGCGUGGCGUACAGGACCGUGGCCUUCUUCGCCCUGCUCGCCAAGACGUACAGGAAGCAGUAGGCAGCUCUCAGGUUACAUCCCCGCCAGCAUUUCCUGGCUGCUGGCGUGGAAGCGUCCUCAGUAACGUCCCAUAUGGCCCUGCUCUCAGUAACGUUCCACUUCACUCAGCUCUCAGUAACGUCCCACUUCACUCAGCUCUCAGUAACGUCCACGUCAUCACCCUGGUCUGUGCCUCAACAACACCGCCACAGCUCCUUGCAAGGAGGAACACCAGGUCUACCUGUUCUCGGCACAACCUGUUUAGGCUGGAGCAGACUGCGUCACAAAUCAUGAUAGAGCAGAGGCUGCUGCCAGUGGCUGGGGGGUGGCCCUCGCCGCCACUUACAUCACUAAACAGACUGGCGGUGAUGGGCCUGUGUGUG